Molecule: messenger RNA, 1893 nt
Organism: Spodoptera littoralis (African cotton leafworm)
Lineage: Eukaryota; Metazoa; Arthropoda; Insecta; Lepidoptera; Noctuidae
Source: the annotation of a GenBank genome assembly
AUGGGAAGUGAGCACUAUUGCCUAAGGUGGAACAAUCAUCAGAGCAACCUGCUGGGAGUAUUCAGCCAGUUGCUGCACGACGAGAGCCUGGUCGACGUCACGCUUGCCUGCUCCGAGGGUGCAUCCAUUAGGGCUCACAAGGUAGUGCUGUCUGCGUGUUCAUCGUACUUCCGAUCUCUGUUUGUUGAUCACCCGUCGCGUCAUCCCAUCGUGAUCCUCAAGGACGUGGGGUUGGAGGAGCUAAGGACCCUCGUCGACUUCAUGUACAAGGGCGAGGUCAACGUCCAGUACUGUCAACUGCCUGCUCUCCUUAAAACUGCUGAGAGCCUUCAGGUGAAAGGACUUGCUGAAAUGACUACCCUAAGCGCAGCCGGCAUUGAAACAAGAAAAGUUCAAGAACCAAUGGAAGAGUGCCAACCACAAGAUACGAGGGAGAGUUCAGAACCACAUGAGAAGGUAGACGGCAGAGAUCACAGGGACAAAGAAGAACGGCGGGAACUGAAAGACUCACGGGAAGUCCGUGAGAGAGAAAACAAAGAAACCCGUGACGUCAGAGAAACUCACGUGAGAGAAAGUCAUUCAAGAGAUUCUCGAGAGUCGAGAGAAUCAAGAGAACACAGAGAUAGAGAACAAAGAGAACCUCGUGAUUUAAGGGAAUCGCGAGAUAUUAGGGAAACAAGAGACCCUCGUGAUUUAAGGGAUCCCCGCGAUUUGCGGGAACAUAGAGAAUCUAGAGAAUCUAGAGACAUCUCACGAGACUUGAGGGAGGUUCGGGAUCCAAGGGAUUUACGAGAAUCUCGGGAACCUCGUGAUCAUAGAGAAAUGCCCGAGGCAUCACCCCCGAGAAUAUCGCCGUUAUUGUCAGUACGACGAUUUAGGUCUGACAUCACGGGCGAGACUCCAACCUUGUCACACCCUCCAAUCCCGAAAGAUGAACCUCCUGAUGAGCCCAUGCGAUCGUCUUCACCAGAAGAUGAUACGGUGUCGAUUAGAUCAAAUGGAGCACAAAAUGAAAAUAUCGGACUAAACAUGACUAUCAACAGUCAUAGCAGUAGCAGUGUGCUGGGUGCCCAUUAUUCUCCAGUGGAGCAGCGAUUAAGUGUCCUGAACACUAUAUCUCAUCCUGGAUUGACGCACCCAUCCCACGCAUCACUGUCAAGCCCGAGGAGUGAACCUAUAGCAGGACCCUCAGGACUACCUCCUGUGCAACAAGUACCCUUGUCUUUGAAGAAAGAAAUUGACUGGGAUAGGAGCAACGAGGACAAAGUGGGUGGCGAAACAUCAUCAGAGUAUCGAAUGCAGCACGAAUCUGAGUACGAUGGGUCCGGUAGGGGGCGAAUUGAUGAAGGGGAGAGGGGGUAUCCUUGCAUACACUGCGGGGCGGCGUUCCCGCACCAGAGCAAACUGACGAGGCACAUUCUGACGACGCAUACGCUUGACACGCUGAAGUACCGCGACGCGCUGCUGGGCAGGCCUCUCGGCUUGCCCAUGAUAGGGCAGUUCAGUGACCCCACUUACAUGAGUAUGCACGCAGAAGAGUCUCCAAUCGAGUUGGACAUAGGAGCGGUGGAGCCGGGCAACGUUGUGCUAUGCAAGUUUUGUGGGAAGAGUUUUCCGGACGUGUCAUCUUUAAUAACACAUUUACCUGUGCACACGGGCGACCGGCCGUUCAAGUGUGAAUUUUGUGGAAAGGCGUUUAAACUAAGGCAUCAUAUGAAGGAUCACUGUAGAGUUCACACAGGUGAACGGCCGUUUCGUUGCGGACUCUGUGGCAAGACGUUUUCGCGGUCGACUAUUCUGAAAGCCCAUGAGAAGACACAUUAUCCAAAGUACGCUCGCAAGUUUCUCUCGCCGAGUCCCGUCGACACGGAGGAAGAAAGCCCGCAUCAAUGA